AUGCUUGUCAAGAUCAAAGUGAGCUCGAACGGGCAGACGCUCAGCAUCGACGCGGCGCCGGCCGACACCGUGGUCGCGCUCAAGGAGAAGAUUGCCGAGGCGUCGUCCGUGCCGGCGGCGCAGCAGCGGCUGAUCUAUUCGGGCAAGGUGCUGCAGGACAGCCAGAGCCUUGAGUCCUACCACGUGGAGGAGGGACACAUGAUCCACAUGCGUCCAUGA
Molecule: messenger RNA, 219 nt
Organism: Emiliania huxleyi CCMP1516
Lineage: Eukaryota; Haptophyta; Isochrysidales; Noelaerhabdaceae
Exons: 2
Coding region: 1-219 (72 amino acids)
Cellular component (GO): BAT3 complex
Molecular function (GO): polyubiquitin modification-dependent protein binding; misfolded protein binding
Source: RefSeq, a predicted model, not a curated record